This is a messenger RNA of Cyanistes caeruleus (blue tit), 4654 nucleotides long. RefSeq names its product G protein-coupled receptor 50 (gene GPR50). The record is from RefSeq and is a predicted model, not a curated record. Gene Ontology annotation, biological process: G protein-coupled receptor signaling pathway. Lineage: Eukaryota; Metazoa; Chordata; Aves; Passeriformes; Paridae. Gene Ontology annotation, molecular function: melatonin receptor activity. Gene Ontology annotation, cellular component: plasma membrane.
UCUUUUUCAAAAUUGAGUGCUCACCAGUCAUGGGGAAAAGGUAAAAAGACAUUUAAAGUGGGUUGGCUCAGCAAGGUUCUAAAUGCAGAUGCAGAGCUGGCUCUGACCCUAGGCCAGCAGGCCAGGGCAGACCCUGUUUGCUGCUAGUCUCUGCUGUGCCUUGAUGCUGCUUGUACUCUGCUGCCAGGGAAUGAGCCACCAAAGGCUUUGCUUUUUGCUCUGUUAUUGACUCCAGGCAGUUGUAAAACCCACAUGAUGGGUUGUGACAGAACCCUAGUGUUUUCUUGGACACUUUGACCUGCACACAGAGGAGUGGCUUUGGGCAGAAGCCAGAGGAGGCGGUGCUGGACAGCCUAAGCAUGCCCCUGCCCUCCAUCCUGCCCAUGGCUGAUGCUGAGCACCUCUGCUAUGAACACAGGCCACUAUGAGAGAGGUGGGGUUGUUCAGCCUGGAGAAGAGAAAGUUUCAGGGACACCUUAUAGCACCAGUCCCUAAAGGGGCUACAAGAGAGCUGGAGAAGGGCAUGGAGCAAUAGAACAAGAGGGAAUGGCUUUACACUGACAGAGGGUGGGAUUUAAAUUAGAUAUAAGGAAGAAAUUUUUGACUGUUGAGGAUGAUGAGGCCCUGGCACAGGCUGCCCAGAGCAACUAUGGAUGCCCCAUCACUUGAAAUGUUCCAGGCCAGGUUGGAUGGGGCCCUAAGCAACCUGAUGUUCCUGAAGUUGUCCCUGCCCAUGGUACAGGGAAUUGGAACUGAAUCAUCUUUAAGGUCCUUUCCAACUCAAACCAUUCCAUGGUUCUAUAGUAUCCCUAUUUUCUCUUUUCCGAUUUUGUUUUCUGAACAAAGUUGAAAGCUCACGUGGUUGUGUGUAACCAAAGUCUGACCACAGUGAUUUGGUGUCUUCUUACUCCUGCUGGUGUGGAAUGAAGCACAGAAGGUGCCUGGAAGCCCCAGCCAUGGGGCUAGGCUGCGGGAGCUGGGUAUCCUGGCUACGGGAGCUGGUUCUCCCGAUUGAGGGAGCUGGAUAUCCCGGCCGAGUGCUGUUUCCCUGCGGCUGAGAAGCCUCUGAGCGAGGGAGCUGCUGAGCUUACAUUACUGCUGGGGCUUCUGCAGUGCACACGUUAAAACGGGUAAAAAGCAUUAACAGAAAGCGAAUGGUCUUAUUCUGGAGUAAUUGGUUGAAAAAGUCCCUGUGGGGAUGGGCUUGCCUGAGUGGCGGCUGCCCGGGAGCGGAGCGGCGGAGCAGUGGGAAGCAAAGGCACCGGGAAAGGCUUCAGCGACUCGAGAGGCAGCUGCAAACGGAGGAGCCAGCUCAGGUAAUACCCACGUCCCUUCAGCCGACCCGCGCUGGGAGGAGCGGGGCAGAGGCGCAGGCAACAUCUUUGUUGUCAGCUUGUCUGUUGCAGACCUUGUGGUUGCAGUUUAUCCAUACCCUCUGAUCUUAAGUGCCAUCUUCCACAAUGGAUGGACCAUGGGAAAUGUCCACUGCCAGAUAAGUGGGUUCCUGAUGGGCUUAAGUGUCAUUGGGUCCAUUUUCAACAUCACAGCAAUUGCAAUCAACCGCUACUGCUACAUCUGCCACAGCCUUCGGUACGAUAAGCUCUUCAACUUGAAGAACACCUGCUGCUAUCUUUGCCUGACCUGGAUACUCACAGUGGUAGCGAUUGUGCCAAACUUCUUUGUUGGCUCCUUGCAGUAUGACCCCCGGAUUUACUCCUGCACCUUUGCCCAGACAGUGAGCACAUCUUACACCAUCACGGUGGUGGUGGUUCACUUCAUCGUCCCACUCUCCGUUGUGACAUUUUGCUACCUACGGAUCUGGAUUUUGGUGAUUCAAGUCAAACACCGGGUGAGACAAGACUGCAAGCAGAAACUCAAGGCAGCUGACAUCCGAAACUUCCUGACGAUGUUUGUGGUUUUUGUCCUUUUUGCUGUGUGCUGGGGACCAUUAAACUUUAUUGGCCUUGCUGUUUCAAUUAAUCCUUCAAAAGUGCAGCCACACAUUCCAGAAUGGCUUUUUGUUCUGAGCUAUUUUAUGGCCUAUUUUAACAGCUGCCUCAAUGCUGUGAUCUAUGGGCUUCUUAACCAGAAUUUUCGGAAGGAAUACAAAAGGAUAUUGCUGACACUGUGGACUCCCAGGCUGCUGUUCAUUGAUGUGUCAAAGGGCGGGACAGAAGGCAUGAAAAGCAAGCAUUCUCCAGCCAUAACAACCAACAACAACCACGCUGAAAUGCACCUAUGAUUUAGGACAGUACUAUUUAUUCUGGAUUACAGUUGUAUAUAUAAUAUAUAAGAACUUUCUACCUGCAUUGCACAUCUGGUGUUACCCUCAUGCAAGAAAGGAGUCUGCAACCUUUCAUACUUAGCUUAUCACUGUGACAUCAAGGCUUUGAGUAAGGAUUUUCAGAAUGGAAAUGACUGAUUUUAUUUUUUAUUUUUUUAUGUGUCAUCUUUCACUGUGUGCCUAGUUAAUCAGUUUGGUUGCUUUUACCACAAGCAUGCCCAUACUUGAAAAGGGAAGUGUUCAGAGUGCAUGGAGAAAUGCAGUUACGCUUGAAAUGCAACCUUCAAGAGACAGCAAAAUUGUCAUUUAUUACACACAAAUCUUUCUCUCCUCCCUCUGAAUUCUAUUUUUCUAGCAUUAACUUAACCCAAACUGUAUCAAAGUGUAAACUGUAUGACUAUUUACAUUUUAGAUAGGUAACCAUAUUAGCCAGCAGGUGCAGUAUGUAUGGGCAUGGUAUGUGUUUUCCUUUUUCUUUCCUAUUAAGGUUUAGAAGCUAGCCUGGGCUAGAUGUGAGGCAGGCAGAAGCCAGACCAGCGUGUGUCUGAUACAUUCUUUUUAAUUGAGUGACUACAGACAUCAAGUACCCUUGCGCUCUCCUUUCCCAGGCCAUGAGUAAGUAUAUGACAUAUGACAUAAUCUAAUUGCAGUAAGAUACUUGGAGCCUGAUUCUAAUUUAGACAGUAUCCUGGUAUGGCUAGCAGUCAUUCCUAACAUCUUUCAGAAGUCACUGCUACAUGAACAUCACAACAAAAAAUACGAACAUAGCAGAGUCCCAUCUGUGUAACACAGAUUGUGACUUUUACUCUAGAAUAUUAACUUUUCAGUAACAUUUACACUUGCAGACAAAAGCAGAAGGGGCAGGCAAUGUUUGUUCCAAAAAUUUCUCCUUUUGCUCAUUAGAGAACAUGAAUUUGCUGACAGAAGAAAAAGUGGAGAUUUUUUCCCCAUUUUAUUCGCAUACAGAGCUGUAAUUAACUCAUGGAGUGGGGAGACAAAAGCUACUUAACAAUAAUUAUGCAUCAGUUCUGUUAAAGCCUGGACUGUGCUGUUAUCUUUGGAAACAAUGUCAUGAAGUUCUGGGGAGGCCAGUAUCACAUUAGAUGUAAGCACAUGGGCAAAGAUAAGGCUGUUUCUUUAAUGGAGUAUGAAAGAGGAAGUGUGUGUGAUGGCAGUUGUCUGUAGAUAUAACUUUGUUUCCUUAGCUUCAUUGUGAAUUCAUCUGUUUAUGGCUUUAAAUAUGUGGAACCUACUUUGAAAAAAUCCCAUAAAAUCAACAGGUAAGACUCCCCUGGUACAGCUGUACGUUGAGGUUAACACACCUACCUUGAUGCCGGCAUGCUGAGUGGCACAGAAGGGAGAGGGGCAGGUCUGAGCCCUGGAGGUCUAACGAGGACAGCAGACAGCCCUGCCCCUGGUCAAAGGCUGUGGUCUUCUUUGGUUCUGGUCAAAGCAGGACUAGUUCCCAGCACUGAGCCCUGAAAGACUUUGUAGGCACCUGGAGAUAGAGGUUUGUAGGAUUUCCCCAAAGCCUUAGCAGGCUGUAUGCCUAGUCCUUAGUGAAGAUAGUAAGCCUUUUGUGCAUGGCUUUCUGAAACCAACUUGCUGCUUAAUGUCCCUUCUGCUGAUUUUUUUGGGAAAGAGGAAUUGAGAGAAAUUAAGUCUCUUUCUGAAGUGGGCCAAGGAACCCUGCAUGCUGCAUUGCCUCCAUGAGGACUGAGUGUCUCUGCUGCUGCUGCUGCUGGUUCUGCCAUGUGGUGAAGGUCACUGUGGUAGCAGGGGGGCCCUGCAUUUUCAGGGUGCCCUGGCACUUAGGAAGUUUCAAACUUGAACAUCUCAGCCACUUCAGAUGAAUGUUGUUUUAAAAUAUGCUGCAGCAAGCCUCCCAUAAUAGGAAUACAAACUGAGUUCUGUUUUGGCCUCUUAAUCUGCCUCAGCAUGGCCAAAUAAAGGUAUUUUGACCCUCAGAAAUAACUGUUGUCUCUUCGCCUUCCAGAAAAAACAUCCUGGUUGAAUUCACACCAUUCCAUGCAAGCAAAAUCAUUUUGAGUUAAAUGUGGAUAAGAAAAGCACUGUGGGCACAUAACAGCAGGGACUGUUUGUCCCAUCACACCAGGGAGAUGUCCUGUGUUCCAUGACUAGUCUUCAGAAUAAUUUGCAAUUAGCCAUAACAGUGUUGGUUAGAAUCACAUUAGCAAAUAAUUUGAAGCAUAUAAUGCCAAGUGAAAUAUAUUGCUUUAAGACAGUUGUGAAUAAUCUUGUGCAAGUUUGCCAAAUAUCAAAAAUACCCCAAAACUGGGGUUUCAUCUUAUGGAUUCUUGUCUUUUUAACUGAAUGUUCAUUAAAGGUAAUGGGUUUUUUUUAUUAUUU